Molecule: messenger RNA, 6665 nt
Organism: Portunus trituberculatus (swimming crab)
Lineage: Eukaryota; Metazoa; Arthropoda; Malacostraca; Decapoda; Portunidae
Product: putative neural-cadherin 2
Exons: 31
Coding region: 595-5688 (1697 amino acids)
Biological process (GO): homophilic cell-cell adhesion
Cellular component (GO): catenin complex; plasma membrane
Molecular function (GO): calcium ion binding; cadherin binding
Source: RefSeq, a predicted model, not a curated record
AAAGCUGCUGAUGCUGAUGUCUUAAAAUUCUGGAGAAAAUGUUGGCAGAUAUGUGGUGGCGAGUCUGUUACGAGGAUGUGAAGGCGGGUAAGAAGCGUCUGUUGAGAAGUGUUGUGCUGUUAAGGUGAAACUGUGCAGAGACGGAGAAGGAGAGCAAAGAAAGCAAGAUGCCACAAAAUAAAGGUGAUGGAAAGAAAAGAGAGAAAAAAAAUGAGAGAAUAGAUGAAGGUAAAUAAAGAGGCGGUAGCCGGUGCAGAGGUGUCAACGUUCAGGCGGGCGGGGUUGCCUCCACCGCCACCACCGCCAACACCAUCACCUCCGCCUCACUCUUCCUCCGGCCGCGGUGUGGGCAACACUUAUUCCGCGGUGUACUUCCACGUCUGACACCCAUCACGCCUGCUCUUCUGUACCACGUGUCCACCUGUCACUGCCGCAGCGCUGCCGGUGUUGUGGCGUCAUGAUGGCACGCAACUUCUUUCCGUGCUUCCGGUAAACUGGUGUCCCAAGUCUACAAUAAUUGCUACAUACUGAUGCACUUGAAGAGAACCAAAAACCAUUUAAACUAGCGUGGCAAGGACACCGAAUAGGUGCGGCAUGGCGGUCAACGUGCUGGUGCCUCUCCUCAUCCCUCUGGGCGAGCAGCUCACCAAUGUGACCAAGCUGGUGGGCAGCGACCCGGUGGAGUUCAAGCAGCCGGAGUAUGAGGUGACGGUUCCUGAGAACACCAGCGCUGACCACCUGCUGCGGCUGUCCGCCAGGGUUCGAGCCUCAGGUGAGACUGUAAAGUAUCGGAUCAUUCAAGGUAACGAGGACAACUUAUUCCAUCUCGACCCAGCUUCUGGCAUCCUCUCGCUCCUGCAGCCUCUUGACUACGAGCUGCAGCAACAGCAUGAACUAUUGGUGGAGGCGGUGGUUGGAGCUGCAAGGAGUGUGGCGCGGGUGGUGGUGAAAGUGGACGACCAAAACGACCACGCGCCGGUGUUCCUGAGGGCGCUACACGAGACCCAGAUCACCGAGGAGGACAACAGACACCUGCCCAAAGUCAUACUGAAGCAAGUGACAGCAGUGGACGAGGACACAGGUCGGUUUGGGAGCCUCACCUACACCAUCUCCGGAGAUGGCAUCUUCACUAACGGGUCGCGGCCUUGCUUCUCCUUGGAUGCUGCCUCCGGAACAGUCUUGCUUCUCAGGCCUUUAGACCGUGAUCCUCCUCACGGCCAGGCUCAAUGGCGCCUGCGUGUGACAGCCACUGAUGGGGAGCUUGAAGCACACACUGACAUCCGUGUCAACCUCAAAGAUGCCAAUGACAACGCGCCCUUCUUCCCUUCUCCUAUCACCACGGCCACCGUCUCUGAAGACACGCCCAUCGGGUCGUCGGUGACGCGCGUGGUGGCCACGGACCACGACGACCCCCAGGAGGGAGACAACGCCAAGGUGACCUUCUCGCUGGAGAAGAACGCGAUCGACGAGUCGAGCGGCCGUCCCAUCUUCGCGAUCGACAGCGAGCUGGGCGUCAUCACCACGGCGCUGUGCUGCCUCGACCGGGAGAAGACCCAGCGCUACGUCAUCCAGGUGGUGGCGACCGACGGCGGCGGCCUCAAGGGCACGGGAACGGUGGUGGUGGACGUGGACGACGUGAACGACGUGCCUCCGAGGUUCUCGCGGCCCGAGUGGACGCUGGACGUGCCUGAGAGCCUCGACCCCGACAACGUGCUGGCCACACUCACCGUCGUGGACCAGGACGUCACCAACGACUUCGCCUACAGGGUGGUGCCAGAGAGUGGGCGUGGCUGGCAGAUGUUUCAAGUGGAGGGUGUGUCAGGAUCACUCCCUGGUGGGAACCUGAAAUCAGUGAAACCGCUGGAUUUUGAGAAUCCUGACCAUCGGCAGGGAUUUAAUUUCAAGGUUCAGGUCACGGAUGUGGGAGAAGCUGGAUGGGGACAGAAGGAACACAUAGCUGAGACCUGGGUAAGGCUGAAACUGGUGGAUGAGAAUGACAAUGACCCUGUGUUCAACAAGGAAAGCAUCCACCUGAUGCUACCUGAAGACACCCCACGUGGAUCCCUCCUUGCCUCCUUCACGGCCGUUGAUCCAGAUGCUGCUGGAGAAAGCCAGAUUAGUUACCGUGUGGAUCCAAACAGUGACCCGGGCCAUCAGUUUGAUGUAGACAGGACAGGUGCCAUGCGUCUGGUGGGUGGGUUGGACCGUGAAAUUACAGAUGCUCACAGUUUGCUGUUAUGGGCAGUUGAUGAUGGGGCACCACCCAGGACAACCACCGCCACUCUUACUAUCAAUGUGACAGACGUGAACGACAACCCGCCGUUCUUGUCUGAGCCUCGUGAGGUGCAGGUGACAGAGAACAGCCAGGCACAGCUGGUGGCGCGGGUCAAGCUGGGUGACCCCGACGAUUGGCAACAGGGUCACGGGCCACCCUUCACCAUCUCCCUGGACCCUCGUGCGCCGCCCCACGUCACCGACAGCAUCAGAGUCACGCUGGACAGAAGAGGGGACGACGGGCGGGGCGUGGGCGUGGUGUGGACGCGGGCGGCGCUGGACCGAGAGGAGCGUCCCGCCCUGCUGGUGCCCCUGGUGGUGGGCGACGCUGGGUGGCCAUCACUCACCGCCACCGUCACCCUCACCCUGCACGUGGCCGACAUCAAUGACAACCCCAUGGCGCCCGCCGCCAAGACCGUCACCGUGCACACCAUGCAGCGGAAGGGGGCAUCAGUACCACUUGGUCGAGUGUACGUACAAGAUCCAGAUAACUGGAAUACUGGUGCUAAGACCUUCGCCUGGAGACACCCUCAGGCUGGUUUUUUCCUGAACACCUUCACUGGUCACUUGUCCAUGGCUCCCUCCACUCCAGAUGGCCAGUAUGAACUCAGGUUCAUAGUGAGUGACAGUGAUCAGGGACAAAGGAACAUAGAGGCCAAUGUAACUGUCUUGGUGAAGCGCCUCAGCCCGGAUGAUGUGAGGAGUGCCAUGCCCCUCACACUGACCUCCCACAGCCAAAGCUUGGUGAGGUCUCAUUCUGAGGCUGGAGUGUCAGUGUUGAGUCGUCUGGUGGGCGCCAUUCAGGCAUGGGCAGGUGGUGGUGGUGCAGCAGUAAAAGUUAUUUCCCUGCAACCUUUGGAGGGAAAGAUUCCUGCCACACGAGUUUGGCUCUCUGCUGUAGGAAUUGCUAAUUUUGAAUAUCUUUUGCUUUACCACAAAAAUAAGCUGAGUGCAACACUAGGAACCAGUGUGCAGGAUGUGGGUGUGAUCUCUUGCCAUGAGGAUGCUGCUGCCUCCUUAGAUAAGAUAGCAGAGGAGAGAUGUGUAGGUGGCUGUUGGGUGGGCCUUGCUGAACACUUUAGUGUGGUGGAUGCCAACUCCUCUGCAGUAGUGGGACCUCAGGUGGUCAUACGAGGACCCUGUGGCUGCACAGGUACCACCACACCUCGAGUCAACUCCUGCACCCCCGAUACCUGUCUUAAUGGAGGAAGGUGCCUUAGUACUGCUUCAGGCUCUCGCUGCAUCUGUCCACAUGGUACCUUGGGUUCCCACUGCAAAGUGCUGUCUAGGUACUUUGAGGGGGAUGGGGAAGGGGAGGAUGCCAGCACUGAACUAGCCUCAGAGGGUUCAUGGGCAUGGGUGCCACCCAUUCCACCAUGCACUGAGGUGCACAUUAGUGUGGAAGUGCUAAGCAUGGUGGGAACAGCUGCACUGCUUUAUUCAGGAUCUGACCAAAGUGUGGCACAAGGACCAAACAUGCAUGAUGUACUGUUGUUGGAACUGCGUCAGGGUCAGCCAGUGCUGCUGCUGGACCUAGGCAGUGGCCCCAUCACCCUAACCCUCAACACCUCCCUCACUGACAACAUGUGGCACAGGAUAGACCUCAUCUGGAAGGAUGAGUUGGUGGAGAUGCUUGUAGACCUGUGUUUGGGUGACCACUGGGACAAGCUGCCAGCAUCCUCUCCUGCUGCUCACAACCAUUCAUCCACAACUGUCUUCCCUGAUGUCCACAUGUGUCGGGGCUCUGCUAAGCUGCCACAGAAUAACCACAUCCUCAACUCAAGUGGGGUGCUUCAGGUGGGUGGGAUAGUGCACCCAUUACCUCCCAUCAUUAUGGGUAGAGAUCCAAUGCUACCCCAUCCACCACACUUUCAUGGUUGCAUCAAGAAUCUCAGAAUUAAUGGCAAGUUGAUAGACUUGGGAAAUAGUGUCCUCAGCAAAGCCAGCACCACAGGGUGUCAUGCUGCAGACUGCCUCAUCAAUAACCUCUAUUGUGGCCCUCAUGGCAGGUGUCAGGGAUCACCAGGAUCACUGCAUUGUGAGUGCCAGCCAGGGUGGGGCGGUCUGGGCUGUGCUUCACCCACCACACCCACCACCUUCUUCCCCAACAGCUACGUCAAGUUGGCCCUGUCCUUCUCACCGCUGGCUUACACCUCCUCCUUCAGCUUCAGAUUUCGCACCCUAAGGAGGAGAGGGGAAUUGAUUGUGUUGUCAUCACAGCAUGGUCGGGACAGCUGGUCUAUACAGAUCGUGGAUGGCUGCCUGUGUGCAGUACUGCAGCUCCAUCCUCAACCUCCAACUUCUAUAUGUCUUUCACGAGCUGCCCUCACUGAUGGCCAUUGGCACUCCCUUGCUGCCACCAGGUAUGGCUCAGCAACCUUUUUGAUGGUAGAUGAUGAAGAUGGAGACCUUUACAAUGCCUCGUUGCUGUUUGAGGGACAGCAGUUGCUAGAGAUAGACAAGCAGGAAGGCGUCCGUCUUGGUGGCUCUCCACAUUUCCAGGACACAGGAAUACUCAAGAUUGAUACUGAUUAUUUUGAUGGAUGCAUUGAUGACCUGCGCAUUUCGGGUCACAGUAUCCCACUUCCACCAGCAGUUAACAGCACUCCCUGGGGCCAGGCCAGCACCUUCAAGGGUGUGGAGCAAGGAUGCUUUGCUCCAUCGUCAUGUACCAACGUGUCCUGCAGACCACCACUCGUCUGUGUCGACACUUGGAGAUCUUAUCACUGUGGGUGUGGUGAGGGUCGUGUGCUGGGACGCAGCCGUGUGGUGUGUGAAGAUGAGGAUGAGUGUGCCUGGCAGCCUUGUCUUAAUGGUGGCUCCUGCCUCAACACCCACCCAGGCUAUGUGUGCACCUGCUUGAUGGGAUUCAGAGGACAGCACUGCCAGCUGCCUGAUGUCAGCCAGACCUCUCUGAAGCUCCCUGUAGGAAUUCUGGUAACCGGCAUUGUGUGGUCCAUCUUUUUCAUUUUGUUGGUGUGUGCCUUCCUGCUUCAUCAGCACCACCGCCGCACCUCAUUGCGUAAGUGUGUGGUGGAUGCCAAGGACAGCUCUGAAGGCUGUAAGGGUCAAGUUUCACCAAUGUGCAGCCACACACCCAAUUUGUUAGAGCUCCAGCUACUGAAACCAUCCAGACCAAGCAACCAUCCGAGCUGGACAAGAAAUCCCAAUAUUGCAGAUGUGGAUGUUUUAAGGGUGGAUGCAAUGAUGACAAUAAGUGGUGGACAAGAAUUGAGUGAAGACAAUGACCAAACCUCCCCAUCACUUAUGAAGAGUGGUCAGGGUGUGAAGGGCUUGAAAUCCAACAUGGGCACUACUGACAGCUCCUCACUUACAGAGAAUCACCUGAGAAAGCAUUUCUAUGAAGAUGAUGGUCCUCCCUUGGGAGGUAUUUCUUCCUGGAUAACUCUAUGAUUCUGUGUCCUGGAUAAGCCACAUGAAGUAUUGUGCAUCACUGUUGUUCAGGCUGCCUUCCAAAAUAGGUGAUUCCUUUGCCUGGCACCUGCCUGGCAGGAGUGACCUCUCCACCCAAACAGUGACUGGCAUGAUACCACACUAAAAAAAAGAAGCCUGACAACAAAUACAUAUACUUCAUAAUGAUGUGUCAUGGUUCAGCUAUUUUAAUAGUGUGGUGGACACAGAAUGCCAUAAUGGGCCUGUGGCAUGCCCUUUACAACAAGAGGUGCCUAUAGAUGACUGUGAUACCUCUCAAAGCUAAUUACCCAACAAGAUUGAAUCUCCGUCCACUUUCUUGGUGUUGAAGGCUAACAUACAUGAUGGACUGUUCAUGGGCUGCUCCAGUCUUAAUUACUGGUGUGGAGGCUUGCAAGUGGAACCUUCAGGAAAAGAAUGUAAAAAUAUAUGAUUUGUGUAUUCUGGCCGAGAUUUGUAUAUUUAUUUAUUUUAAACUAUUGCAUUAGGUUUCUGGAUUGAUGAAUUCAUAUUAGAGUGAGGUCUCCAUAUUACUGAGUUGUCCUGUCUAAGAAAGCAGUCUGCCUUGAUGCUGGAUGUUGACCAGGGAACAACACACCAUGUGUUUCCGGCAGAGAACAAUUGGAUGUUUUUGUUUACUUUCUAUCAUAUGCUAAAGCAAAUUUUGCUCAAUAUUCAUAGUUGUUGUACAAAUUGCUCACUUACAAAUUUAGUUAUAAUCCAAGGCAUUACUGGAUAUUCUGUCGAAUGGUUUUGAAUUGAAAAGCCAUAAACUAUGCAUUUAUUUCAUAUUAUGAAUGUCACAAUAUUUUUAGUUUUGACAGGAUGGUUAGAAAUGCAAUCCAUUGCAACAUCCCACAACAGGAAAUAGACCUACAAUGUUAACAUAUAAUGUAUGGACUGUAGUGUUUAUCCACAGGUAUUAAUGGCAUAAAAUGACCAAAUACUUGCUCACACAU